Rubroshorea leprosula is the source of this 1663-nucleotide messenger RNA. NCBI's taxonomy places the organism in Eukaryota, Viridiplantae, Streptophyta, Magnoliopsida, Malvales, Dipterocarpaceae. The record is from the annotation of a GenBank genome assembly.
UUUUUCAAAAUACAGAAUAGAGGUUUUCCGACUUUUUUUAUUAAAAAAAGAAAAAGAGAGGGUUUUAUAGGGUUUGUGAUACAAAAAGAACGGGAAGAAAGAGAAGAGGAACCGAGGACAUUGGAUCUAUUUUCUCUGAAGCUGAGCUCUGUCCUUUUUUUUCAGCCAUCAAGUUUACGGAUUUUAACUUAUGCAUGUCUAAAUCAAAGCAGACAUGAGGAGAGUGAGGAAAAAGAAGAAUAUUAAAGUGGACAGGAUCUCAGAGUUGCCUGAAUGCAUCGUUCAUGAUAUCUUGUCUUACCUUCCCAUCGAAGACGUAGUUCAAACCACGAUUUUGUCCAAAAGAUGGUACAGCAUGAACAAAAAUUACCCUGUUUUGUGUUUUGAUUUUGACUACUUCAUCAAAAAUUUAAAAGAAAAAUUCGCCGAAGGAGGUUCAGAUUUUCGUAAGGCUUUGAAAACUCACAGGAAACAUGUUUAUAAGUCUCUGCAUCGCUUUAGCAGGAAAAAGGAUGCUGACUGUCCAUUGCUGGAAAAUUUAACGCUCGACAGCUGUGAAGGUUUCAACCGUGUUUACAUUCACAAUCUUCUACGCCUCCACUCUGUUGAUUUUUAUGAAACUUGUUAUACGCCAGUGGUGAAGGUCAAGAUUGGCUCUCAAAGUAUUCAAAACGUUAGCAUCACAGCUAGUUCAUUGGCUAGAGAUUGGGUUAAAAUCAACAUUGAUGCCUGUGAUCACUUGAAAUUCUUGCUCUUGCGAUGUGAAGGACUUGAACAGAAAAAGUUUCACUCUCUUAUUGCGAAACUUCCACUUCUUGAGGAGCUAUAUAUUUUUAAUUGUCAACAACUCCGAGCAAUAAAGAUUUCUAGUCCACGAAUCAAGACUCUGGUGGUUUGGCCUGAUUCCAAUGAUACCUGCCUCAAUACCAUAGAAAUUGCAGCACCUAGACUGGAAAACUUCAUCUUUAUAUCUGAAAGAGAAAGGGAAAAUCCUUGUGUGAUCAAGGUUGCUGAUUGUUGUGUUGGUUUGAAAACUUUGAUGUUGCGCUGCGAAGUUAUCACAGAUAAAAUGUUCCAUAAACUAAUCUCCAAAUGGCACCUGCUCGAGAGUCUCUGGAUCUUUGGAUGCAAUAAGUUGCGAAGGAUAAAGAUUUUGAGUCCUCAACUGAAGAGACUGCAUAUUGUUAGAUGUCCUAAACUGCAAGCUGUGGAGGUUGGUAGUCGGAAUUUAUUGAAGUUAUUUUGUGGGGGACCCAAGGAACCGGAAUUUUCAGUGGCUGAUCAUUUGUACAAAACCGGUGGUUUAAGGUUCGUGCAUGAAGUCGAUUUGGACUUCGACUUUUUGAGUUAUGGGUUGGCAAAAAUGUUGAGAUAUUUUAUAAGAGAUGAAGAUCUUGUCGAAAUAAUUACUACUGCCUGUUCUAGAAUUUUUUAGGGAAAAAAAUAUUGUACUCUUUUUUCUUCCUUUUUUAUCUUGGGCAAAAUAUUUUUGAUUCCUAAAGAUAUUUUAAAUGAUUAAGAGUUACUUUAAAUACUUCAAACCCUGAGAGGGAUAAAGUACUCUCUUUAUCUGUUUUUGGUGCUGCAUAUCUGUAGCAAGAGCAUCAAAACCUUCACUCGUACUAUGAUUGAAAACGGCGUUUAAUCAAUCAGGAAUUGAAGC